This is a messenger RNA of Penaeus monodon (black tiger shrimp), 996 nucleotides long. RefSeq lists its product as uncharacterized. NCBI's taxonomy places the organism in Eukaryota, Metazoa, Arthropoda, Malacostraca, Decapoda, Penaeidae. The record is from RefSeq and is a predicted model, not a curated record.
CUUGUGACGUCACGCCCCUUACUUGUGACGUCAAGGGCUCUACGCUAUAAAAGACGAGUGUGUCCCUCAGCCAAGCAAGUCGAUUCACAUUCGCUACAGUCAUGAGGGCUCUGGUGCUUCUGGUCGCUGUAUCAUGUUGCUCAGCACAGCUGGUGCUGCCGUACGCGGCGCCCUGGGUGCUGCCUCAAGCGAAGCUGAUCACUACUCCUGAUGUCAAGACCGACCUCAAGACCGUUCCUUUGGUCUCCCCUUACGCCCACCCCUUCGGACAUCCAUUCGCGGAUCCUCAACGCCGAUGAUACUCUCAAGGCCACCGAAUUCCCAUACAUUUACCAAAAGGACGAACAGGAGCCAGCUGUAGAAGAGGCACGUCGUCGUCGUCGCGACGUCAAGAUCCCCCUCCCGUACCUCCACGCCGUGCCCACCGUCACCAAGCACACUGUGGAGACCAAGCAGUUCGAGCCAAUCGACGCCAACACCCCCGCCGACACCACCAAGAUCGAGCUCACCACCAAGGAGCACGAGAUCUCCGUGCCCGCCGUCAAGUACGUGCAGCCCGUGGUCAACGUCAAGCCCGUCACCUACACUGCUCUCUCCCAUGCCGUCCUUCCCUAUGCCCAUGGCCUUCCCUACGCCCACGCUCUUCCAUACGCCCACUACCCUGGCCUCUUUGGCGCCCCCGUCAUCAAGCUUGAUGAGGAGUAACUCCAACCUUCCUGUCAUCCUUAAUCUUACUCACAAAAAAACGACACUUGCUGAUGGAAACUCAUCUGUUGGAUUCGUGUUGGAAUCAAACAUACACGAUGUGUUUACCACUCUCAGUGAAAUGAAAGAAAAUAAAGUUGACAUAACAGUUCCCGAAAAUUAUAAAUAAAAAAAGGAUUGAAAAUUACAAUAGUGAAGAACAAAUCACAAUAUCAUCUAACAAAAAAGGUGUGUAUAUGAUAUGUACAUCCAGCACCGUCAACCUUUUUCGAAAUAAAAUCAUUAAAAUCA